Molecule: messenger RNA, 3466 nt
Organism: Drosophila innubila
Lineage: Eukaryota; Metazoa; Arthropoda; Insecta; Diptera; Drosophilidae
Gene: Nrk
Product: tyrosine-protein kinase transmembrane receptor Ror2
Exons: 4
Coding region: 463-2646 (727 amino acids)
Biological process (GO): positive regulation of kinase activity; multicellular organism development; cell surface receptor protein tyrosine kinase signaling pathway
Cellular component (GO): signaling receptor complex
Molecular function (GO): ATP binding; transmembrane receptor protein tyrosine kinase activity; protein binding
Source: RefSeq, a predicted model, not a curated record
UGAUGGAGGAAACUAUGAAAACCCCAAAUAGAUCAGAGAAAUGAUAAAUUUUAUUGUGUUUACUUGACCUAUAAAGAACACGAUAGAAUAAAAUCUUCCUUUCCCAAUGUUUGGCGCGCAAGAAACAACCCUGUUUUGCUUUUUGUUUGUGUGCGGAAAACCACCCCUAUGGGGACGCUUGCUUCCCCCAAUUGGGUUGUCAACUUUUGUGGUAUUCUGAAAAAGGCGUCGACAGAGGCGAGUAGAGAAUUCAAUGUGUCUAUAUUUCCUUAAGCAAGUUGCGCUAAAAUAUUAUAAAUUAAAAUAGUUGAAAGAUAUAACUGCAGUGAGAUUGAGAGAAAUAUUUGAAAAAUGAGUGAAAUUCUGUUUAAAGGCGCCUAAAAAUUGAAAAACGCGAAAUUCCGUUGAAUAGAAAUAAGAAAAACUACUAAACUGUAUACAGACACAGAGGGAAAAACAGUUAUGGCAGCCGGAUGGGGGUCUGUCGGGGGUUGGGGUGGCCCAAACUUUGUGUGUAUAGUUGUUGUUGCCCUUGGGCUUUGCGUGUUAUUGUUUACAUGCGAGGUGAACGGCAAUUCAGCGAAUGCCAUCGACAUGGAGGAGCCGGCACGACGUCACCAUCAACGACACCACACCGAAUACGAGCGGACUGGGGGACGGGAUGGGGAGCGGGAGGAGAAGGGCUACUGCGCGCCGUAUAAUGGUAAAAUAUGCAAGCAGUUCAUCAGUGGACCCGUGUGGUACAGUCUGGAGGAUCCAAGUGGCGGCUGGCGCAACGAACAGGUGACAACGGCUCUCUGGGAUGAGUUAAUUGUGGACUUGACGGGACUUUGCCGGGAAGCGGCUGAGAAAUUGCUUUGUGCUUAUGCCUUUCCACGUUGCCACGUGGAGAACGGACGUUCCAUCAAAGCGCCGCUGUGCUUCGAGGAUUGCCAGGCAACGCAUCUGCAGUUCUGUUACAACGAUUGGGUUCUGAUCGAGGAGAAGCGGGAGCGCAACAUGUUCCUCAAGAAUCGCGCUCACUUCCGGCUGCCCAAUUGCUCAGCGUUGCCUCACUAUGAUGCCGAUGCCAGCAUGCGGCGUCCCAGCUGCUCCUACAUUGGCCUCGCUGAGAUUAAGGAGUCGGAGGUCAGCUAUGACUGUCGCAAUGGCAAUGGGCGUUACUAUAUGGGCACCAUGAAUGUCAGCAAGUCGGGCAUACCCUGUCAGCGCUGGGACACACAGCAUCCGCAUAAGCACAUACAACCGCCUCUGGUCUUUCAGCAGUUGACCGAGGGCGAGAACUACUGUCGCAACGCAGGUGGAGAGGAGCCCCAGCCCUGGUGUUAUACCCUGGAUGAAUCCGUGCGUUGGCAGCACUGCGAUAUACCCAUUUGUCCGGACUAUGUGGAUCCCAAUGCCAAGGAUCUCAACACGCCCAUUAAAAUGGAGGAGUUCUUCACACCCUCGAUGAUAUUUCUGCUAGCCGGGAUUGGAUUCCUUGGAAUUGUGGCUUUACAUUUGAUAAUACUACUGGCUUAUAAGAUGACCAAGCACAAGGAUUACACGCAGCCAUCACAGGCACCUCACGGUGAUUGCAACGCCUCGGUGCGAGGGGAUUGCAAUCUAUCCGCCAGUCGAGAGACGCUCGGCUCGACAGGAUUUGCUCCCACGAAUGCCAAGUGCGGAACUAUACGCAGCACGGCGACAAUACACAGCAACUGUAUCAUGUUGACCACGACAGCGGCAAUUCAGGAGCCGAAGACCAAGUUGAAUGCACGCCUGGAGAAGCUGGAGUAUCCACGGGGAGAGAUUGUCUAUGUGAGAUCGCUGGGACAGGGCGCAUUUGGACGUGUGUUUCAGGCCAGGGCGCCGGGCUUGGUUUCAGGCAAGGAGGAUCUUCUUGUGGCCGUCAAGAUGCUCAAGGAUGAUGCCAGUGACCAGAUGCAAACGGACUUUGAGCGGGAGGCCUGCUUGCUGGCCGAAUUUGAGCAUCCCAACAUUGUGAAGCUGCUGGGCGUCUGUGCUUUGGGUCGUCCAAUGUGUCUGCUGUUUGAGUACAUGUCGCCGGGAGAUCUCAGCGAAUUCCUGCGCGCCUGCUCGCCAUAUGCGACCCACCAGGCACAGCUGAGGAAUCGUCAGCAUCUGGAUGAGCUGCAGCUCCUCCACAUGGCCGCGAAUGUCGCCUCGGGCAUGCUGUAUCUGUCCGAGCGCAAGUUUGUUCAUCGCGACUUGGCCACACGCAAUUGCCUCAUCAACGAGCAGAUGCAGGUGAAGAUCGCUGACUUUGGGCUGUCACACAAGAUCUAUCUACAGGAUUACUACAAGGGCGAUGAGAACGAUGUCAUUCCCAUACGCUGGAUGCCAAUUGAGAGCAUUCUGUACAACAAGUUCUCGCUGGAAUCGGAUGUCUGGGCAUUUGGCAUCUGCCUCUGGGAGAUCUUCUCCUUUGCUCUGCAGCCCUAUUACGGUCUCACCCACGAGGAGGUCAUCAAGUACAUCAAGGAGGGCAACGUGCUCGGCUGUCCGGACAAUACGCCCCUCUCCGUUUACGCCCUGAUGCGUCGCUGCUGGAAUCGCAAGCCGAGCGAGCGUCCCGGAUUUGCGGAGAUUAAUCAUUGCAUACAGCAUAGCAUUGCGGAAUGCGAGUGCAAGGCGAUGCUCUAGGAAUCACAUCUGGAUGUCGCCAACAAAACUGAAAAUCAAAUCGAAAAUAUUCCGUCACGUUGAAGACAUUUGAAAUGAAUCCGUAUCCGAAACCGAAAUGCUCUCCAGUUGUCUUCCGGAGCAUAAGCACAAAACAAUGAAACCAUGGACUAGCUACCAGGAACAUUUACUAUAUACACACUAUAUAUAUACAAAGAAGCAGGUCCCCAUCUCAAAUUCUGUUGUAUUUAUAAUCGACAUCUGUUUCUGUUCAAUUAUGUCUAUUGUAUUUUUUAGCGUUCAUUUCAUUAAGAAGAAUUCAGGAGUUAAGAGUUUAUUGUUUGGUAGAGAUACUAUUACAUGGUUUAUAGAAACCUAUGCAUUAAUAACAAUAUGAUUAUUAUGAUAUUAUAUUACUUUCCACAACGAACGCAACAAGUCAGCCAUUUUAUUGGUAUUCGUACUCUCAUAUCUAGUCCGUAGCGAACAUAAGUUUAAAAUAUAUUAUAUUAACAAACUCAUAUACAACAACAAAUAUGCAUAUAAAUAUAUACAUCUAUAUUAUAUCGUAUAUGUAAUUUGGAUUAAAUUCCAAUCGGUUUUUACUAGGUAUAAGCAUACAGUAGAGUCAAAAUAUCACUAAAGAGAUGCACACAACACUCUUGGAAACGAAUCACAAACACCGAUGACCAUCAAAACAAUAAGGAAUAUUGAUAUAUGAAAUAUGAAAUAUUUAGAGAACUGUCUACAGCCUCAAUUUCUUAGGACAUUUACAUAAUAAUCUUGUAUCAAACAAACAAAUGUUGAUGUAAUUUGUAUAAUAUACUUUACGCAAUCAAAA